Molecule: messenger RNA, 1405 nt
Organism: Syngnathoides biaculeatus (alligator pipefish)
Lineage: Eukaryota; Metazoa; Chordata; Actinopteri; Syngnathiformes; Syngnathidae
Gene: cckbrb
Product: cholecystokinin B receptor b
Exons: 5
Coding region: 77-1405 (442 amino acids)
Biological process (GO): neuropeptide signaling pathway
Cellular component (GO): membrane
Molecular function (GO): neuropeptide receptor activity; gastrin receptor activity
Source: RefSeq, a predicted model, not a curated record
CGCGCUGCAGCACUUGGGAAUUCGAGAACAAAUAACUUUUUUUUUUUGCCGAUAAGUGCGAGUCGACAGAAGAAUUAUGGAUUCGUUCGCACCGAACGACACGUCGGCGGUGUGCGCGGGGGCGCGCGCUCUCGUGGCGCAGGACGGGAGCGCGGACCCGUCCAACCGGAGCUGCGGCAACGUCUCAGCGGCGCUCGCACCGCGAGGCGUGCGGCCAAAGGACGACGACCACACGCUGAGGAUUCUGCUCUACUCCCUCAUCUUCUUCCUGAGCGUGUUCGGGAACCUUCUGAUCAUCGUGGUGCUGACGGUCAACAAGCGCAUGCGCACCGUCACCAACACCUUCCUGCUGUCGCUGGCCAUCAGCGACCUGAUGAUGGCCGUGUUCUGCAUGCCGUUCACGCUCAUUCCCAGCAUCCUCAAGGACUUCAUCUUUGGCGCCAUCAUGUGCAAGAUUGUGUCCUACCUCAUGGGUAUAUCGGUCAGCAUCUCGACGUUCAGCCUGGUUGCCAUAGCAAUCGAGCGCUACAGCGCCAUCUGUAACCCGCUGAAGUCCCGCGUUUGGCAGACCCGUUCCCACGCUUACCGGGUAAUUGCCGCCACGUGGCUGAUGGCGAUCGUCAUCAUGAUCCCGUACCCUGUCGUCAGUCACUUGGACUCCUUUCCGAGCCCCGGCAACACCACCGCCCACCAGUGUCGUCGCAAGUGGCGCCACGCCUUGGCUGAGCAGUCCUGGUACGUUUUGUUGCUGCUUUUGCUGUUUGCCAUUCCUGGGGUGGUGAUGAGUGUGGCCUACGGCCUCAUCUCCAGGGAGCUUUACCGAGGGAUCCAGUUUGAGAUGGGACACAAAAAAGACUCGACAGACGUGAAGAAUGGCUUGACAUCGACAGCGUCGUGCGGUAGCGACGACGGGGACGGCUGCUACGUCAACGUCCAGCGUCCCUAUUCGCUGGAAAUGUCCGCCAGGUCGGCCUCGGUCAAGACGCCCAAGGCGGAGCGGCCGCGCAGCAACACGUCGGAGGCCAAGCUGGAGGCCAAGAAGCGAGUCAUCCGCAUGCUGGUGGUGAUCGUGGUCCUCUUCUUUCUGUGCUGGAUGCCGCUGUACUGCGCCAACACCUGGCGGGCGUUUGACGACGCUUCGGCCAAAAAAGCCCUCUCGGGCGCCCCCAUUGCUUUCAUUCAUCUGCUGAGCUACACCUCCGCCUGCGUCAACCCCAUCAUCUACUGCUUCAUGAACACCCGUUUCCGGAAGGCUCUGCUCGCGACGUUCUCCUGCUGCGCCGCGCCUCGCCGUUGCCGACGCCGGCGGCGCGGGCUGAGGGACAACGAGGAGGACGCCACGGCCAUGGGACCCUCCAUGUCCAAGUUCAGUUACACGACAGUCAGCACCAUGGGAACCUGCUGA